UCGGGCGCGCGUUUCCGGCGCGCUCCCCCGCACCCUGCGCGCUGUGGUCUCGCCCGCCCCCGCUGCCAUGUUGGAUUGUGAGGCUGCCGCCGGCGCCGCGAGAGGCUGGGAGGAGGAGGAGGAAGAGAAGGAGGAGGAGUUGGGAGUUUAGCGCAGUCGCCGGAGUGUGCGAGAACGACGACCGUCAAGGCCCGAGCCUUGAGCCGGGCUGGAGCUGGGAGCGUCCCCUUCCUCCGCGCGGCGCUCUGGGCCGUCAGCUCCUCCUUCCCUUGUCCUCCACCUCUUCCUCCUCCCCGCGCCGGAGGAACUGCGAGAUGCUGCGCUGGUGACUCCGCUUCUUCCCGCCGCUGUCACCGAGCCGGGGAACGAGCGUGGCCCACUCAGCGCAGGACACGGCCCUGGACGCCCAUCCCCGCCGGCGCCACCAUGAGCUCCGGGCAGCAGCAGCAGCAGCAGCCGCCGCCGCGGAGGGUCACCAACGUGGGGUCCCUGCUGCUCACCCCGCAGGAGAACGAGUCCCUCUUCACGUUCCUCGGCAAGAAAUGUGUGACCAUGUCUUCGGCCGUGGUGCAGUUGUACGCUGCAGAUCGGAACUGUAUGUGGUCGAAGAAGUGCAGCGGGGUUGCUUGUCUCGUUAAGGACAAUCCACAGAGAUCUUAUUUUUUAAGAAUAUAUGACAUUAAAGACGGGAAACUGUUGUGGGAACAAGAGUUAUACAAUAACUUUGUAUAUAAUAGUCCUAGAGGAUAUUUUCAUACCUUUGCUGGAGAUACUUGUCAAGUUGCUCUUAAUUUUGCUAAUGAAGAAGAAGCAAAAAAAUUCCGGAAAGCAGUUACAGACUUGUUGGGUCGACGACAGAGGAAAUCUGAAAAAAGACGAGAUCCCCCAAAUGGUCCUAGUCUACCCAUGGCUACAGUUGACAUAAAAAACCCAGAAAUCACCACAAAUAGAUUUUAUGGUCCACAAGUCAACAAUAUAUCGCAUACCAAAGAGAAGAAGAAAGGAAAAACUAAAAAGAAGAGAUUAACCAAGGCAGAUAUUGGAACACCCAGUAAUUUCCAGCACAUCGGACAUGUUGGUUGGGAUCCAAAUACGGGCUUUGAUCUGAAUAAUUUGGAUCCAGAAUUGAAGAAUCUUUUCGAUUUGUGUGGCAUCUCAGAGGCACAGCUUAAAGACAGGGAAACAUCGAAAGUUAUAUAUGACUUCAUUGAGAAAACGGGAGGUGUUGAAGCUGUUAAAAAUGAACUACGAAGGCAAGCACCACCACCUCCACCACCAUCAAGGGCAGGGCCGCCGCCUCCUCCACCCCCACCACAUAGCUCAGGCCCUCCUCCCCCCCCUGCCCGAGGAAGGGGCGCCCCUCCUCCCCCGCCUUCACGAGCCCCCACGGCUGCACCUCCACCUCCACCUCCUUCCAGGUCAGGUGCAGGAGUUCCUCCGCCACCACCAAACAGGGUGUACCCUUCUCCACCUCCAGCCCUUCCCUCCUCAGCACCCACAGGACCCCCGCCGCCACCACCGCCACCUCUGUCCGGCUCAGCGGCCCCUCCUCCACCUCCUCCACCUCCUCCACCACCAGGGCCACCGCCUCCCCCUGGCCUGCCCUCUGAUGGGGACCAUCAAGUUCCAAGUCCUGCAGGAAGCAAAGCAGCUCUUUUAGAUCAAAUUCGAGAGGGUGCUCAGCUAAAGAAAGUGGAACAGAACAGCCGACCGGUGUCCUGCUCUGGGAGAGAUGCGCUGCUGGACCAGAUCCGACAGGGCAUUCAGCUCAAGUCUGUAUCUGAUGGCCCAGACUCUGCGCCACCAACGCCUGCACCCACUUCUGGGAUUGUCGGCGCCUUGAUGGAAGUGAUGCAGAAACGGAGCAAAGCCAUUCAUUCCUCAGAUGAAGAUGAUGAAGAAGAUGAUGAAGAAGAUUUUGAGGAUGAUGAUGAAUGGGAAGACUGAUCUGUAUGUUAUAUAAAUAUAUAUUUUUAAGGUGAAAUACUAAACACUGCUUUCUGUCUAUGGUUUCUGUAAAAUUAUCAUGUAAAUGUUCUACCAAUUGCUGUAUAUUUUUGUUGCCCUUUUUUUUGCUUUUUUUUUAUUAUUAAUCUGUGCAAUACCUCACAUAAUCUGUAAAGGUUUGUCAUAAUCCUCUACAAAGCUGCUCCCUGGGACUGUGUGCAGGCUGACACCAGGAUGCUCACGUGAGGUGUGAAUAUGUUUUCACUCCAUCAACAAGGGAGUUUAAAUAUUGUAUGUGAGACUGACAAAAACCUUAAUGUAAUCUAGUUAUAAUGCCGGAAGGAAAACACUAUUUUCAUACCCUACUUUUUCUGUACCUAAAUUUUCUUAUUGAAAUCUAGCCUAGCACUGCAUUCUUUUUUAAAUGACACAGCCCUUAGUUUCUCUAGAGCCUUCAUUUUGAAUACAACACUACAAAUGAAUGUUGAAGCUGACACAUUGCACAGUUCUAGACAUCACACACUGACACUGUUUCUCAGACUUGAGCGUACACACUACAUCGGAUCACUGCAGGGACCCCGUUGGGAGAACCAGGGACCCGCCUCGGACAGCCCCUUACAGUGUUGGUGCAGCCGCCAUGGUUCAGGCUGGGAUCUGUGAGCCCUUGCGUGCCUGUACUUGAUUGAGGCUGUUUUUGUGUUGUAACAAAUGUGGCAGAGUCUUUUUCGCCAAACCCUGAAAAAUAUUUUUUAGUAUUGUUCUGAAAAAGAGAAGAUUUGUGUAAGUUGAAAAUUUGGAAAGAAAUUUUCUUCUACAUGAAUGAAAUGGGUUUAUGCAUUAUGGUUAUUCUAAUAUUUUAUUUCAAAUGCUAUACAAAUCAAAGUGAUAUAGAAUUACAUAUUUUUAUUUUGUAAUCUGUAUAGAUUGAGUGUUGAGAAAUACCAACCAUAAAAUUCUUACCUAGUUGGUAAAGAUUUGUACUGUAAUGCUAAUAAACCUAACAUUCUGCGUAUCUUUAUUUUGAUAAUUUCUCCAGAUUUUUGUCAAAUGUCAAGUGAAGGAUGACAUUUUCCUUAAAAUAUUGGUUGACCCAAUGUCAGAUUUCUUGGAACACAUAACUGAAUGGUUGCUUUUUUAAAAUAAAACUUUACAACCUGCACAUUUGUUAUGAAUACUAACCGGUGUGUUAGUUAGGGUUUCCUGGCCUCUCUGCACCCUGCUGAUCUGCCUAGAGGCGAUGGUUUCACACUUAUAGCACUACCACGCCUACCUACUUUACAUUUUAGGUAGAAAAUUGGUUGAAAUACAAACAUUUUUCCUCACACUGAGUCGUGUUCAGAAUGUAGUUCCAAAUGUAUUCAUUGCUGUAGUCACAAUAUCCAACUAAAGACGAUGCUAUCUAGAGUUAGACCACCCCAGACCUAGUGUGGGUGUGAUCUUGACAGGCUGGACCUGCAAGACUGGGCUUGAAUUUUUAACCUGUUAUCACGUAAUCUAGUGAUCAUGCAUCUAGUUAUCAUAAGAAAUAAUUUAAAAGGUUUUGUUGCUGAAAGCAGUAUGUGGUGCAGUAAAAUAGUUAAGUUAUUCAAAGAAUGUUACCUUCCUUGCAAGAGUAAUUUAAGCACAGGGGAAAGAUUCUAGACUUUUGUUUCUUGUGAAAACAGCGCCCUCUGCUGCUUGAGCCUUCUGUUGUGUUUAUCGUGGCUUGAGCUCAGCAAGUCUGGUGUGCAUGAGGCUGAACAACUACGAACCAGUGAAAUGAGGAGUGUGUGCAAGCAGAAAAUAGAACUCUGUAAUUAUUUUAAAUCGCAUUGAACAUCUUCCCAUUUAAAACUUUUGACAUUAUAAAAAUUUUCUUAGAAAUGUCUUUUAAAGGUAAUGCCAAAUCUAAGAUCUCUAAUUUUUGGCCAGUUCUGCUGUUCCAGCUAACCUUAGUAUGAUAAAUAUUUAUCAAGCUCUGCUCUGAGGAAAACUCUUUGAGUUGAAAAUAGAAUUUUAAACAUUUAAAAUGUGUGCGUAUAUAUACAUGUACACAUGCACACACACACAUAUAUAUAAUUUGCCAAAGAUAAUUUAUUGUGUUUUUUCCUUUAAUUAAAAAAUAAAAAGAUUUGUCGCACAAUCUGAAUCGUUGUUGGUCAAAGCAGCAGCCAUGGAGUUCAGGCAUGAAGAUUACACCUGCUCCGCCAGGUAGGAUGCAGGCUUGCAUGUUUCAGUCCUCCACCGUCUUGCACCGUAAGAGCACUGUACCUUCGCGUUGUCUGAAAGCCUCGCCUAUGUACUCCAGCUAGAUGAUUUUCUGGUAGCCUUCGCAUUUAACAAACUAGCAUGAGGCUUUUUAUAUCUAAGUGCUACGUGAUUAACAGUUCCAGCUAGCCACGUAUUCUAUGUAUGAGAUUCAUAAAGACUUUCAAUCAUUCAUUUCCAUUUAUCAACUGAAAUUUUGUUUUAGUAUGUGAAAUUUUUUUUUGAAAUGUAUAGUGAAUCAGAUGUUGCACUGGUGGCAAUUCAUCAUGGAACAUAAUAAAAUUAAUUUGA
Molecule: messenger RNA, 4485 nt
Organism: Ochotona princeps (American pika)
Lineage: Eukaryota; Metazoa; Chordata; Mammalia; Lagomorpha; Ochotonidae
Gene: WASL
Product: WASP like actin nucleation promoting factor
Exons: 11
Coding region: 427-1947 (506 amino acids)
Biological process (GO): actin filament organization
Molecular function (GO): actin binding
Source: RefSeq, a predicted model, not a curated record